UGAGUCUCUCCCCGUAGUGUGCUUCUGCACUGCGAACGAUGUUUGCACUUGGAUGCCUGGCUCGGCCCACGGCAUUCCGACAAUCUCUUCUUCCUUUUCUCCACGCGAGGCGCGUCCUGAAAACCGGCAGAAGCAUUACGACCUUGAUGGAGCCCAGCAAAGUCAAGUACGGCUACAUCGAUCCCGACGACGUCGAGCGCGUGGACUAUUACGUUCCCGGUGGCUACCACCCGGUCUACAUCGGCGACGAAUUCCACAGCGGUCGGUACGUGGUUAUCCAUAAACUCGGAUUCGGUCGAUCAGCCACGACAUGGCUAGCAGAGGAUAAGCAGAAUAGUCGAAUGGUUGCUUUGAAGAUUUCCACUGCGGAAGCCGCAGAGCGCACUGCACACGAGUGGCAGUUUCUGACACAACUGACACAGGCCAACUCACAGCUUCCCGGGAAUGCGAUGGUACAGACCCUGCUUGAUUCUUUUCUCUUCUCGGGACCGAAUGGCAGCCAUCGGUGUUUAGUCAUGGAUCCUGCGAGGGUCAACAUUAAUGAAGCGAAAGAGGCCGCAGACCAUCGGAUCCUUCAUCUACCCGCCGCAAGAGCUAUUGCCGCACAGCUUGUACUUGGGGUUCAAUUUAUCCAUUCCCAGGGAAUUGUUCAUGGUAACCUUCACCUGGGAAAUAUUCUUCUUCGUCUCCCGCCCAGCCUCCAGCACAUGACUCCUAAUCAGCUAUAUAAACGGGCUGGGAAGCCCGAGAAGGAGCCUGUCAUUCGUUGCGACGGUGCCCCUCUCGAUCCCGGAGUUCCCUCGGAACUCAUUGUUCCCCUCUGGCUUGGCCUCGGAAGCGACGAAAUUACUCUAUCAGAUUGCCCUAUUAUCUUAGCUGAUUUUGGAGAAGCAUUCAACCCCUUUAUAACCAAAACCUUCAUAUGUCAUACUCCACACCUCCUUGCACCCCCGGAGGCCUUUUUUGCUGGUCCUGAUAUUGAGGCGGAUGAUUGUCUUUCCUUUCCCGCUGAUAUAUGGACCCUGGCAUGCACUAUCUGGGAGAUUUUUGGAUCCGCGCCCCCCUUUGAGGUAUUUGUGCCUGGACGGGAUAGCGUCACCAGGGAACAUGUUGACACGUUCGGGAAACUUCCGGAUCGAUGGUGGGGGAAGUGGGAGAACCGUGGGAACUGGUUUGAUGAGGAUGGGCGGAAAGCUGUCAAGGAGGACUUGAGGCAGUAUUAUACUAACGAUGCCAGGGACUGGGAUCAACGGUUUCCUGCGUGCAUACGGGGUGCACGACGGCGGACGAGCAAGAUGGAAGAGGUAGAUUUUGGGGUUUGGGAGCAGGACGAGGAGAGAGCGUUUGGUAGAAUGGUCAAGUCGAUGUUGGUUCUUGAGCCGAGGAAGAGGGCGACGAUCGAGGAUGUUGUGGGGUGCGAGUGGAUGCGGAAAUGGGGGUUACCUGAAUUGCGUAGGAUGGAGGAGAAGUCCGCGUACCUCCUGGAUCUGUGUGCCAUUCUGGUCACGGUGCUAGUCGUUCAGCUCGCGAAGCCCAAAUUUGUCCAUCCCGCUACGCACGGCUCUGUUUUUUCCCGAGCAGCUCGCUGUCUCUGGUAUGCUGCUCUGGGAGGGGUUAAAUCUCUCAAGGGAGUGGAGCCUGAGGAAGAAAAGAAGAGUUUGGUGGGGUCUUUGAAGUUUCGCACGUGA
Messenger RNA from Aspergillus heteromorphus CBS 117.55, 1688 nucleotides. Its product is annotated as kinase-like protein. Gene Ontology annotation, molecular function: protein kinase activity; ATP binding. The coding region runs from base 39 to 1688 and encodes 549 amino acids. NCBI's taxonomy places the organism in Eukaryota, Fungi, Ascomycota, Eurotiomycetes, Eurotiales, Aspergillaceae. The record is from RefSeq and is a predicted model, not a curated record. The transcript has 4 exons. Gene Ontology annotation, biological process: protein phosphorylation; regulation of mRNA processing; spliceosomal complex assembly.